AUGGCUUCCAUUUCUUGCAAGAUUGCUACUUUCAGCUUUCUCCUCAUCUCUAUCUUUCUUUCCAUUUCCAUCAUCAAAGUGUGUGAGGCACAAGCUAGGCCUCCUACUGCCAAGGGUCUAUCAUAUACCUUCUAUGACAAACGUUGCCCUAAGCUUGAAUCUAUUGUUAGAACUGAGCUCAAAAAGGUCUUCAAGAAAGACAUUGCUCAAGCUGCUGGCUUGCUUCGCCUUCACUUCCAUGACUGCUUUGUUCAGGGUUGUGAUGGGUCAGUUUUAUUGGAUGGAUCAGCAAGUGGGCCAAGUGAGAAAGAUGCACCACCAAACUUGACUUUGAGAGCUGAGGCCUUUAAGAUCAUCGAAAAGCUUCGUGGUCUGUUAGAGAAGAGCUGUGGAAGAGUCGUCUCAUGUUCAGACAUCACUGCCCUCGCAGCACGCGAUGCUGUUUUCCUUUCAGGAGGACCAGACUACAAGAUUCCCUUGGGAAGGAGAGAUGGGUUAACCUUUGCCUCGAGACAAGUGACAUUGGAUAACCUUCCACCACCCUCAAGCAACACCACCACCAUCCUAAACUCCCUUGCCACCAAAAACCUCGACCCCACCGAUGUGGUAUCCCUCUCUGGUGGCCACACCAUAGGCAUCAGCCACUGCAACUCUUUCACCAACAGACUCUACCCUACACAGGACCCUGUCAUGGACAAAACCUUUGGUAAAAACCUCAGACUCACAUGCCCCACCAACACAACCACCAACACCACAGUGUUGGACAUUCGAUCCCCCAACACCUUCGACAACAAGUACUACGUGGACCUCAUGAACCGACAGGGCCUCUUCACCUCCGACCAAGACCUGUACACCGAUAAGAGGACCAAAGGCAUCGUCACCAGCUUUGCCGUGAACCAGAGUCUCUUCUUUGAGAAGUUUGUGUUUGCCAUGCUCAAGAUGGGUCAGCUUAGUGUGUUGACGGAAAAUCAAGGGGAGAUUCGUGCCAACUGCUCCGUUAGGAAUGUUAAUAACAAGUCCUUCUUGACUUCUGUGGUGGAAAAUGUGGCCCGAGAGUUCAUAGAAAUGUAA
Messenger RNA from Sphenostylis stenocarpa, 1071 nucleotides. The record is from the annotation of a GenBank genome assembly. Lineage: Eukaryota; Viridiplantae; Streptophyta; Magnoliopsida; Fabales; Fabaceae.